This is a messenger RNA of Plodia interpunctella (Indianmeal moth), 1495 nucleotides long. It is a transcript of the gene Parp16, whose product is annotated as Poly(ADP-ribose) polymerase 16. The coding region runs from base 181 to 1341 and encodes 386 amino acids. Gene Ontology annotation, molecular function: protein serine/threonine kinase activator activity; kinase binding; NAD+ poly-ADP-ribosyltransferase activity. Gene Ontology annotation, cellular component: membrane; nuclear envelope; endoplasmic reticulum tubular network. Gene Ontology annotation, biological process: endoplasmic reticulum unfolded protein response. The transcript has 7 exons. The record is from RefSeq and is a predicted model, not a curated record. Lineage: Eukaryota; Metazoa; Arthropoda; Insecta; Lepidoptera; Pyralidae.
UCAAUUUACCGAUAGUUGAAUGAAACUGGCAAACGAUAAUUAUUAUUUUAAAUUUUUGUGUGUUUGACAAUUUAGUUUUCUACCUAUAUCAAGUUAUUUAUCAAAUUUCCAAUUAGUUAUUUUCGGAAUCAAGUAUGCUUCAAAUUAGCAGAAACAGAUCUACAAAAAUAAUCUAAGAAAAUGGAUGGAGAACCAGAGGGAUUAUCGGAUACGGCGACCAAUUGCAAUUUGGCGUCCGCCACAGAAUCACUUUCUGACAAACAUCAGGCCAAAUUGGAUUCAUUAGAAAAAAAGGCGGUACACUUAAGGUUGGUUCUUGAAAAAGAUUUCAAGGCUGCUGAUAUAAAAUGGAGCUUGUUUGUAGCAGCUGCAUUUAGUUUUAGAUAUGAAAGUUGCCUCAGACCGUUUCCUCCUGCUUACUUAAAAAAUGGAAUCAAAGAUAUGGACACUUUACUUAGUGUUGUGACUGAUGUACCAGCUUUGGACCUAGUCUUGCAACAGUUAGACAAUCUGGAGAAUUUGACACAAAUAAGUGACAUAGUGGACUUGCUCUUUUAUGUACUUGUACGAUUGAAAGAACCAAGUUUAAAAACAGUUCCAACCGAAAUUCAUGACUCUUUAAUUGAAAAUCUUAAUUUCGGAAGAAAUGCACCAAAACCGCAACAUAUUUUCCAAGUAAAUUACUCAUUCAAAUCAACUACCGAAGCUAAAUGGAAAGAACUGUCAAAAAAUCAUCAUAUAUUUUUCGCAUUCCACGGAAAUCGCUUGGAAAAUUUUUAUACUAUUCUCCAUUUUGGUUUGCAACAACAUUUGAACAAGAAUACGUUGCUGGGAAAUGGCGUUCACUUGUUGCCUGAGGUGAAUACGACAAUGCCGUUCAGUCAUGGUGGAUUCGGAUGGGGCGCAAGCUGCAUCGGAGGGCACCUGUCUUGCAUCGCUAUGUGUGAAGUUAUUGAUGCUCCCGAGGGAAUCAACUAUCAAAAACCUGUGUCUAAUGAAGGCGAUGGUGUAUACGACGACUUGAAAAGUAAGCAUGUUGACAAUGUAUAUGACGCUGCUGCACUAGCACAAUACAUAGUGACGAAUUGCGACUUGGUUAGAAUCCGCUAUCUCCUGGUGUACGCCAAACAACCAACAUCUAUGCGGUUCCCCACUGCAAGCACGAAUAGAAACGCUGGUGGUUUUCGUCAAUGGCUUUCCAGGCAUAAAUUAUUUUCAAUAUUGCUUGGCUACGGACUCAUGCUAGCAACUAUUGGUUUUGCUAAUAAUCAACCUAUUCAGUAUUAUUAUAAAUUUCUAUUGAAAAAACUGGAUAUAGCAUAUAGUAACGUAAAAGUGUGAAAGUUAUUUAUCUGCCUAUGAUAAAAAAACACAUCAAGCAUGCAAUAGGUAUCUUUUCUGUGAAUUAAGUAAUAUUUUAGUGUAAUUACUUUUUAAUAUAUGAUAUAUUUUGUAAAAUUAAAGUUUGUAUGUUUUAUAAAUAUUUUAUUACACA